Messenger RNA from Cetraspora pellucida, 1287 nucleotides. The record is from the annotation of a GenBank genome assembly. NCBI's taxonomy places the organism in Eukaryota, Fungi, Glomeromycota, Glomeromycetes, Diversisporales, Gigasporaceae.
AUGGAAGACUUUGAAGAGAACAAUUAUGGUAUAAGCUAUUCUUCUAUAGACAGUAAUGAAAUAGAUGAUUUAUUUGUGGAUUCUUCUUGUAUCAAUGAUAAUACUAUGGAAGUAAAUAAAACUGGUGAACCAUUACAAUCAUGUACUAGAUCAACAUCAAGCCUUGGAAAACAUCUCACUAAACAUGUAGGAAAGAUAUCUGAACUAGAUAAAGAAAAGAAAAAACUGAAUGUUUCUGUUAUAGACAUGCUUCAAAAUCAGCAAAUUGUUAAUAAUCAUCCUAAUAAUGAACUCAAGGAAAUAUUUGCAUAUUUAGAACCUCAGGCAAAUGCGUCCUCUGCAGAUUCUAUAAAAAGAUAUGUUAUGAAUGACUUUGAAGAAGAAUGCCACAAGCUUAUGAUGAAGUUACAAAAAAUUUCUGGGAAAUUUUCAGUUAUGACUGAUAUAUGGAUAACAAAUACCAAUGAAAAAUCCUUUAUGGCAGUUAUCCUUCAUUAUUUAGAUACUUCUUGGAAGCUAAAAAGCAUUCUCUUAGAUUUUAUAAAUAUGGACGGUCUACAUUCAGGUCUUGAAAUCGUAAAUAAUAUGGAAGAGUGCCUUCAGUCAAUGGGAAUUAUGUCAAAGCUUAUGAUUAUUACGCAUGAUAAUGCUGCCUCUAAUAUUAAAUUCAUACAAGAUCUUUCUAAUUCUCUAGAGCAGUUGGGUUUUCAUUUUGAUUAUAGACAACAAUCUAUAAGAUGUUUUGCACAUAUUUUAAACCUCGUCGUUCAUAGUUUAUUAAGUGUUGCAAGAAAUGAACUAAAUAAAUUACGAGAAUUAAUUAGAAGCAUUUGGGAAUCACAUUUGUGUCAUAAAAAAUUAAAGACUACUUGCUUCAUAUAUAAUAUAAAAGUUAUAUUAGAAACUAUAGCUCUUAGUAAAGUGAAUUUACAUGCAACAACAUUUAUGUUAGCAUCAGAAUAUCUAACCUUAACGAUGACUGUUCCUUUUUAUUAUACAUUAAUUGGAAUACUUGAAAAUACUAAAAGAAAAGUUAAUACACCAUGUUGGCUUAUUCAAGGAUAUGAAGAUGCAAAAAAAAAGCUUACAAGUUAUUGUAGUAAAAUGAAUAUAUUACAUUUUGCAUCAGUAUGGCAGUCAAAUAAGAUAAAUUAUUCUGCUCUUUCAAAAUUCGCAAGAGACUGUCUUCCAAUCUCAGGAACAAGCAUUCCUAGUGAACAGGCAUUUAGUAUUGGUGGUAAUAUGAUCACUAAUAAACGAAACCAAUUGAAUAAAAAAACGGUGUGA